CAAUUCAAACGCUUGUGGAUUAACAAUAAACUGAGUGGCAAUCAAUAUGAAGUUCGUCAUUGUAGCCGUUGCCUUCCUGGCAUUCGCCAGCGCUGAUGUCUCCCAUUUGGGUUACAACUAUCAGGCGCCCGCUCCCGUGGCCGCCGCUCCAGUGCACUAUGAGGCACCCGCUCCAGUGCACUUCGAGGCUCCAGCUCCCGUUCAUGUAGAGGCUCCAGUCAACUCCUACAUCCCACCUCAGCAGCAGCAGCAGGUGUACCAGCAGGCCGCUCCUGCUCCAGUUCACAUUGAGGCACCCGCUCCAGUCUACCACCCAGCUCCAGUCUACCAGUCUGCCCCUGCCCCAGUGCAUGUGGAGGCUCCAGUCAACUCUUACAUUCCUCCCGCACCCGUGCACCAUCAUGUGUCCGCCCCAGCUCCAGUCCACUUUGAGGCACCCGCUCCAGUCUAUCACUCUGCACCCGCUCCAGUGCACGUUGAGGCUCCAGCUCAGGUUUACCAGCCAGCUCCCGCCCCCGUUCAUGUUGAGGCUCCAGUCAACUCCUACAUCCCACCCGUGCACCAACAUCAUGUUGCCGCUCCCGCUCCAGUCUACCAGCCUGCCCCCGCCCCAGUCUACCACUCUGCUCCCGCUCCCGUCCUCAGCUCCCAGCAGGCGAUCGAGGAGAUUGAGCAGCCCUCAGCCGAUGGCUACCGCUACAAGACUGUGCGUCGUCGCGUCUACCGCCGCAACCGCCUGUAAAUAUUUCCCCUAGGCCCCUAUCGCUACCUAAUGAAUUUCCCUUGAUAUUUCUUAUAGAAAAAUAAUAAAAUACAGAA
Molecule: messenger RNA, 819 nt
Organism: Drosophila busckii
Lineage: Eukaryota; Metazoa; Arthropoda; Insecta; Diptera; Drosophilidae
Product: extensin-1
Exons: 2
Coding region: 47-742 (231 amino acids)
Source: RefSeq, a predicted model, not a curated record